UAACUCCAAUUUCGUAGCCCAAAGGCACCGAACAACAUUGCGUCCCAGCUCCAAAGCAAUCAAAAUCCCAGAGAUCGAACCUCCAAAACCCACCAGAUCAACAAGCAAUGGAGUCCAUCUUCGGCUUGGUAGGCGAUGGCUUUGCGGUCGUGGCGGCGGACACUUCAGCCGUGCAUAGCAUACUGGUGCACAAGUCCAACGAGGACAAGAUCAUGGUGCUCGACUCCCACAAGCUCGUCGCCGCCAGCGGCGAGCCAGGCGACCGGGUUCAGUUUACGGAGUACAUACAGAAGAACGUGGCUUUGUACCAGUUCCGGAAUGGGAUUCCGUUGACCACCGCUGCUGCCGCCAAUUUCACCCGCGGCGAGCUUGCCACCGCCUUGCGAAAGAAUCCGUACAUGGUGAACAUCUUGAUGGCUGGUUUUGACAAGGAGGCGGGGGCAUCCCUUUACUACAUCGAUUACAUUGCCUCUCUUCACAAGGUUGAGAAGGGAGCCUUCGGAUAUGGGUCGUACUUUGCGCUCUCACUGAUGGACAGGCACUACCACAGUGGCAUGUCCGUGGAGGAAGCAAUUGACUUGGUUGACAAGUGCAUCAUCGAGAUCCGGUCAAGACUAGUGGUGGCUCCCCCAAACUUUGUGAUCAAGAUUGUCGACAAGGACGGGGCGAGGGUGUAUGCAUGGCGGGAGUCCAUCAGGGAUAUCAACGUUGCUGCUGCAUGAUCGAUCCUUUCAAAGUAUCACAAGACUCGUGUUUUUGUUACUUUUAAACGCUUGUUGGCUACAUUUGACUAUGCUCUAGUAAGUGAAUUUGAAGGCCUUCCAGAACCCACCUAAAAUACUCACAGUAGCUCCCUUCUUGUUUGCACUUAUGAUACGAAAGCUGCUGGAAUACUUGUAUUUUGGAGGAAGCAAAUGACUCGUUAUUUGUUAUCCAAGAAAUCUGUUAACAACCA
Messenger RNA from Pyrus x bretschneideri (Chinese white pear), 955 nucleotides. Its product is annotated as proteasome subunit beta type-2-A. The transcript is spliced from 3 exons. Bases 108 to 722 code for a protein of 204 amino acids. Lineage: Eukaryota; Viridiplantae; Streptophyta; Magnoliopsida; Rosales; Rosaceae. Gene Ontology annotation, molecular function: peptidase activity. Gene Ontology annotation, biological process: proteasomal protein catabolic process. The record is from RefSeq and is a predicted model, not a curated record. Gene Ontology annotation, cellular component: proteasome core complex; nucleus; proteasome core complex, beta-subunit complex.